This is a messenger RNA of Anneissia japonica, 3613 nucleotides long. RefSeq lists its product as uncharacterized. Gene Ontology annotation, biological process: regulation of transcription by RNA polymerase II. The transcript is spliced from 6 exons. NCBI's taxonomy places the organism in Eukaryota, Metazoa, Echinodermata, Crinoidea, Comatulida, Comatulidae. Gene Ontology annotation, molecular function: DNA-binding transcription factor activity, RNA polymerase II-specific; protein dimerization activity; RNA polymerase II cis-regulatory region sequence-specific DNA binding. The record is from RefSeq and is a predicted model, not a curated record. Bases 177 to 2300 code for a protein of 707 amino acids.
ACCUUAUGCAAAUUACGAGCGUCCUGUUUGGGUAAGGUUUGACGCGAAAACGAAGGCGCGUCAUGGCGAUUUGUAGGUGAAAUUAGCUAUUUUAUAGUGGCUAUUAUGUUCGUUGGUUGUCCUAUACAAACAAAGAAAUUAUUACAAUCCAAGUGUGGCUGAAAAACGCGGAAAACAUGAGUAUAGAGACGUUAUUAGAGGCUGCCAAGUACGUUGAGCUUAGGUCUUCUAUGCAACCCACACGUGGUGGCGAUGGGGGGGUUGUCACUCAAACUCUUCCGGCUAGUACUGUACUGUCUACAGAAAUCUGGAAACCAUCAACAGCUUAUAUAUCACCGCCAAGGACCAGCUCAAAACACGUGAAAGUACCAGCUGUUGAAAAAAAGAAAGAAAAUCGUCAACAGCAAGAUGAUGAUGUUUAUUAUGAUGAGAUGGAAUUUUCCUCCUCUGGAAAUUUGAGUAAUUCUGAUUUUUCCGGAGAUUGGUCAGAUAAGCGAAGGCAAGGCGGGGCUGGAACCAGGGAGGUCCAUAACAAGUUAGAGAAGAAUAGACGUGCUCAUCUUAAAGAAUGUUUUGAAGGUUUACGCUACCAGAUACCCAAUAUGCAAGACCACAAAGUCUCCAACCUGAGCAUCCUUCGUGGCGCAUUCAGAUUUGUGCAGAUCCUGAAGAGAAAGGAGAAGGAACUUGAACAUGAGUUGGACCGGCUUGUCAGACACAAGAUUGAAAUGCAAGGUCGUUUAAUGCGUCUGAGAACUGACGUAAAUCGACGUCUAGACACAAGUGACAAAAUCAAACUACCAUGGCAUUCAAAGGCAAUGGGAAAGAAAAAUGCUAGGAAGGCCGAGAGAAAAAGAAAAGCUGUUGUACAUCAUGAGGAUGAUGAUGACGGGGCAUCUACAUCCACAGCGUCAGAAGCUGAGGAAGAAGAGAGACGGUCAAGAGCUCAUUCUCCAGUGGCUGGCUCUUUAUCAACAAAUGAGUCCAAAUCAAAAUUGCAUCUUCAAGCUCCACCCCAUUCGCUGGGACACGCCAGUGUGAUUCAGAGCACUGGCCAGCCUAAACAGCAAUUAAAAGUAGUGCCUCACUCAUUCCAGCCAGGUGAAUCGCUUUUACCAACCACUGUCGGAGUUGAUAAUGGGCAUGGUACGAUUAAUAAAGGCAGAGAUGUGCAACCGUUAGGGACCGAGGCCCAAUCGCUGCUUGCGUCAAGGCCAACUGUCAGUCAGUUGCUGAAUAAAAACUCUGGUUUAGAAAAACUGUCACCGAAGAAAAGGCAUGGUGCUGCGCCAACACUACAUAUUAUUCAUACAGGUAACCAAGCUGGCAUCAAGCAGCAUACACCAGUGAUGGUAACACAACCCAAAAUAACCAUGUUGCCCAUGACCACUAACCAAACAAAUAGCACCGGCCAUGUAUCUCAUGCACCGCCUGGUACCAGCCGGAACGGCAGUCCAAUGCCAACAAUGUUAGCCUCGGCAUUGAGUGGACAUUUGAUGCAUUCAGCAGUAGACCACAGGCACUUAACACACGUAUCAGCGGUGCAACCAAUUUCCAGCAGCACCCUCAACACAUCGACGGCCGCGCAGCCUGUGAUAGCUUCACUGCAAACACAGAAUAUUUUCAGCACAGAAAAAACUCGGCCUGGACUUGCAGGUCGUCUGCAUGCACCAUUCACUCAGAUACCCUUUAGUCCUGCAAUCACGCAGGUGCUGUUAUCACAACCCUCAAUUACAGCCUAUACACUUGCUAGACAGGUGCCUUUCAGUCAUACAAUAAUUAGACAAACAUUGACACCUGCAAACUCAAAAUAUGCAUCAAGUUCAACCUCACCUGUCACCAUUAUGACCACCUCGUCACAAAAGACAAUAGUGUCACCGAAAAGCACAUCACCCGCAGUGUCCUUGGUGACAAAUACAGUUGCAAAAAAUGACUCUGUGGACCGUCUAGUGACGGCGACAUCUACAAUCGUGAUUCCAGCUCCGCAGACGGUCAGCAGCCCUCGGGUCUUUCCGACAACAUACCUACAAGCAUCACGGCCCGGAAUGCAUAAGCACCCGGUUCAGCAGCCGGUUAACCAAGUUGGAACUACGGCUAGUAGUGCAGCUCCCAUUUUAAAAGCAUACCCAAUGUUCAUACCGAGGUACAGGACUGUAGGGUCAGUUAUAAGUGGUCAGAGACCAUUAGUCUCGGGUGUUGCUGUGACCCCUAAGCUGGUCACCCAAAAAGGCAAUGGAAGCACAGCGACUAUUAUUGUUCGGCCAUCUCUUGUCAAUACGACCGACAAAUCACAGCAAUGAUGUGAAUGUUUGAAGUAAAAUAUUACAUGUUAAUGUUAUAACAACCUUAAUAGAUCCUUGUCAUUUGAUUGGUAAAUUUCGUAUCACGUGACAUUGGUUAUGUAACCCAUUACUUCACUCAUCAUGGAAAUUUAGUUUCACCGUGCAUUUUUACUUCCAUCUGUGCAUUUUUGUUUCAUCCGUUUCGCUCCAUUGUACAGCGCCUAGUAUACAAUACAUGACUUUAAUCUAAUACAAUCUUUUGAUUGGGUUAAAAGACACUGGACUGUUCCAUUUAGAAAGAAUGUAGAUUUUUUUUCAUAAAUUAUCCAAUGACAAGAAUCUCCAUUCAGAAAAAAGGUAGAUAUUUUCAUAAAAUAUCAAAUGACAAGAAUCUAAUUUAGUUGUGUUAUAAAACAAAUAAUUGAUGUUUUUUAUUCGCACAAUAGAAAGAAUAUUUUCAUUCGUUGAAUAAUUGACUGUUCGAAUGGAACAAUCAGUCUUUUAACUCAUGAAAAUAUACUUCCCAUUGCACUCGUAAACAUUUGUAUAACAGUUGUGUUGGAGCUUUACAGAUAAGUUGCACCGGAAACCAUUUAAUCACUAGGUAACAUCUCCAUGUUAAGGCUAGCUUCUGUGUUGAGGGAAACUAUGUUGGAAACUCAAAAUCGCCAGUGUUGUCCCAACACCAAGGUUUUUUUUAAAUUUUUGGAAUGAGGUUGAAUCACUGUAGUAUGGCUAUGUUCAGAGCUAUGUUCCAACUCAAAUUCCAGAAGUUGGAUUUGUUACACUUGAUACACCGUGAAGAUAAGUAAGUGUUCCCACUAGGUUUUGAACCUCAUCCUAGUAGUAGAACACUUUAAGGUGUCCUUUUGAUAUUAGCAUAAUGCAUUCAUAUGAGUUUGCUUUCGUAUGUAUUCAGUACAACAUCAUAUAAUAACUAGUUUACAAGUAUGCAAUACCUUGAGAAAAGCAUGUACUUAACCGGUUAAUCUAAUUUCCUAUUCCCACCAGACAAACUUUUACUUGGGCAUGUGCUAAAUAUUAUAUGGACUUACCAAGAUAUCCCCACCGAGUUGCCAUUAUCAAUUAGUACCUUGUUAAAAUCCAUGCUAAAAUAUCUUAGAUGUUUUACAGGUGUCUGCUAUGUCUGUGUUUUAAUAGAUGCAUGGGAUGCAUGCUAAUCUUGAGUUCUGUUCAGACUAUACAUGUGACAUGCCUGUAUAUAGUCAUGACAUCACAUGACCAUAUAUAGACACAUCAUGACUAUAUAUAUAGGCACAUCAUGACUAUAUAUGGGCACAUCAUGACUAUAUAUGGGCACAUCAUGACUA